CAAAUAGAUGUUGCUUCACCUGUUUUGUCUAAAGUAGAACCUAAAUAUGAAGCUGUUCAAGUAUCUGAUAACAGACAACAAUCUGAUCAAAAUCUUCCAUCUGAGUUCCUUACUUUCACAUCUCCACAAAAACUCCCUUUAGGAUUCAGCAAAAACUUUGACUCUUACGAAAUCAUGCCUCCGGUUGGUAGUCCAUGUGCUUUGUUUCGCGAUUUACUUAAUCCAUACAUGUCAUAUAAUGUCAAUGGUUCUUGUCCUGAUGAUGAACUUCUAGCACAAAAGUUGCUUCUUAAAGGUUGUGAGCCACUUCCUCGUCGUAGAUGUCGUGCAGCUGCUCAACAAGAAUAUGUUGAGCCUUAUCCAAUUCCUGAGAGUUUUUGGACAACACCCUCUGAUUCCUCUGUAGUUUGGAGUGCAUAUACUUGCAAAAACUACGAUUGUCUAAUCAAUCGCGUUAGAAAUCAGAAAGGAUUCGAUGAUUGUAAAGAUUGUUUCGAUCUAAAUGGCAAAGAGAAAUCGCGUUGGACAGCGAUAACUGGUACUCGUCUUGACUUCUCUAUUGAUGAAGUGUUAGCAGUAAAAAAACCAGGAACAAUAAGAAUUGGACUCGAUAUUGGAGGUGGUGUGGCUACAUUUGCAAUAAGAAUGAGAGAAAGGAAUAUUACAAUUGUGACCACUUCAAUGAACCUAAAUGGUCCUUUUAAUAACUUUAUAGCUUCAAGAGGAGUUAUACCAUUGUACGUUAGUAUUUCACAAAGACUUCCAUUUUUCGACAACACGUUGGAUAUUGUACACUCAAUGCAUGUAAUGAGUAACUGGAUACCUACUACACUUUUGCACUUCUUGUUGUUUGAUAUUUAUAGGGUGCUUCGCCCUGGCGGUUUGUUUUGGCUUGACCAUUUCUUCUGCGUUGGUGAUCAGUUGGAGCAAGUGUAUGGGCCACUUAUCGAGAGUGUUGGUUUCAAUAAAGUGAAGUGGAUUGUAGGGCGAAAGCUCGAUAGAGGCCCCGAGCUAAACGAGAUGUAUCUUUCAGCAUUGUUGGAGAAGCCAUUGAAGAAUUCUUGGUAA
Nicotiana tabacum (common tobacco) is the source of this 1068-nucleotide messenger RNA. The record is from RefSeq and is a predicted model, not a curated record. Lineage: Eukaryota; Viridiplantae; Streptophyta; Magnoliopsida; Solanales; Solanaceae.